Molecule: messenger RNA, 3479 nt
Organism: Cuscuta campestris
Lineage: Eukaryota; Viridiplantae; Streptophyta; Magnoliopsida; Solanales; Convolvulaceae
Source: the annotation of a GenBank genome assembly
CGCAGGGACUUGCUCCAGUUCUACAGCUGCUGUUUCUUUAUUUAGUUUUAUCAAAUAUUUAUACUCCGUAUUUCUUUUUUAAAUGCUCCGCAAAAAAAAAAAGUUACUCCAAAUAUCACGAGCUAAAAGAAAGUUCAAUAUUCUUUCUUGACAUUUUUCCUCCGUUCGUCAUUGGGAAGUCCAAUAGAUUCUUGUAAGAGAAAUUCAUUUGAUGGGCGGAUAAAAUGGGUUCUCUUGAAACUGGGGUUCCACUCAAGAAAGAUCCGCACCGCCAUUUCAUGCUUCGCUCAUCCUCAUCGUCAUCGUCUUCUUCUGGAGCAAGCAACAGCAGGCUUCAGAGGCUCAGAUCGAGAUGCACGAGGGCACUUCUGUUCAAGAAGAUUGACUAUCUCCAGUGGAUUUGCACGGUGGGGGUGUUCUUCUUCUUUGUCUUGCUGCUCCAGAUGCUUCUGCCUGGUUUCUUGGUUGAAAAAUCCCAAAAUUUCUCAAGUGUCAGUGGAGUUGGGUCUGGGGAUUUGGAGUUCUUGAAAGAGCUGGGCGCUUUGGACUUCGGGGAAGAUUUGAAGUUCGAGCCUUCCAAGAUUUUAGCCAGGUUCAAUGCCACUGCUGAGUCUAGGAGAGCAAUGGGGAUACCCUACCCCAAACCCAAACUUGGAUUGGUUUUUGCUAAUAUGUUGGCUGAUCCAUAUCAAGUAAUGAUGCUUAACGUUGCGUUAUCUUUGAAGGAGAUGGGCUACGAGGUUGAGGUGCUUACACUUGAAGAUGGUCCUGUGCAUGCUGUAUGGAGAGAUACUGGACUUCCAGUUAGCACUAUAGAAACUGAUAAGAAUAUGAAGACUAUCUACGUAGAUUGGCUUUCCUAUGAUGCCUUACUUUUGAGCUCACUUGAAGUUGCCAGAGUAUUAUCUUGCCUGAUGCAGGAACCUUUUAAGAAUGUACCUGUUAUGUGGACUAUCCAGGAACAUGUGCUUGCUUCUCACUUGAGACAGUAUAAGUCUGGUGGCCAGAACAUGCUUGUUGAGCAUUGGAGAAAAGUAUUCAGCCGUGCUGAUGUUGUUGUGUUCCCAAAUUAUAUUCUGCCGAUAUUAUACUCAACCUGUGAUACUGGAAACUACUUUGUGAUUCCGGGAUCUACUAGUGAAGUAUGGGAAGCUGCUAAUUUUCUGGCAUCAAACACAGAUAGUUAUCGUGCUAAGAUGGGCUAUGGAUCAGGAGACUUCAUUAUUGUAAUUUUAGGAAGCCAACUUCUAUACAAAGGUCUGUGGCUUGAGCAAGCCCUCAUUUUACAGUCUCUGCAGCCAAUCUUACUUCACAUGGAAAAUGAUGGGAGUUCUAAAUCUCAUUUCAAAGUUAUUGUUUUAGCUGGAGGAUCAAAUAGUAAUUACACUAUGGCUGUGGAGACAAUUGCACUGAACUUGAAAUACCCGAAUGGAAUGGUGAAGCAUUUUGCUCCAGGUGAAGACACAGAAAGUAUCUUAAGUAUCGCUGAUGUGGUGAUAUAUGCUUCAUUCCGUGAAGAGCAAUCAUUUCCAAACACUCUGCUAAAAGCAAUGUGCUUUGGGAAACCUGUCGUAGCCCCAAAUAUAUCAAUUAUCAAGAAAAAUGUUGAUGACAGGGUGAAUGGCUUUCUCUAUCCAAAACAGAAUAUUAAAGUUUUACCUCAUAUAAUCUCACAAAUUGUCUCAAAUGGUAAACUGUCACUUCUUGCUCAAAAUGCUGCAUCUAUUGGAAAGCAAACAGCUAGGAACCUUAUGGUUUUGGAGAGUGUUGAAGGGUAUGCUUCACUUUUGGAACACGUUCUCAGGUAUACAUCUGGAGCUGCAAACAUACAGUCCGUGACAAAGAUUCCUCUCAAAUUGAAAUCAGAGUGGCAGUGGCAUCUGUUUGAAGGAGCAAUUGAUGUUGAUCAUUUCAAAAAUAGAACUUGGCGGUCCCAUAUGUCACUGAACAAGCUUGAAAACCAAUUGAAUCAUACUCAAGAGGAUAGUUCUGUGGCAUUGAACGACACCUUUGUAUAUAGCAUUUGGGAGGAGGAAAAAUAUAUGCAGAUGACAAAUAGAGCGAAGAGAAGAGAAGAUGAUGAAUUGAAGGAUAGAAUGUUUCAAUAUCGAGGAACAUGGGAGGAAGUAUAUAAAAGUGCCAAAAGAGUUGACCGAUUGAGGAAUGAUUUGCAUGAGAGGGAUGAUGGGGAGCUUGAAAGGACAGGCCAAAGGUUGUGCAUUUACGAACCUUACUAUGGGGAAGGGACCUGGCCAUUUUUGCAACACACGUCACUGUACCGUGGGCUUGGACUGUCUACUAAAGGACGGAGACCAGGCCAUGAUGACAUUGAUGCACCCUCUCGUCUUCCACUGCUAAAUAACCGCUAUUACCGAGAUAUCCUUAGCGAAUUUGGAGGUUUUUUUGCUCUUGCAAAUAGGAUUGAUCGCAUACACAAGAAUGCCUGGAUAGGUUUCCAAUCCUGGAGAUUGACAGCAAGAAAGGAAGCCUUGUCUAAGAUGGCAGAAAUGUCAUUGUUGGAUGCAAUUGAGGAACGCAGAUAUGGUGACACUUUAUUCUUCUGGGCUUCUAAGGACAAGGAUCCAAGAAACCCACAGAAACUGAACUUCUGGUCAUUCUGUGAUACUAUUAAUGCAGGGCACUGCAAGUUUGCUUUCUCGGAGGCUAUGAAGAUGGUGUAUGGAAUUAAACAAAAUAUAAGCUGCCUUCCUCAAAUGCCAUCCGACGGAGACACAUGGUCGGUGAUGCAUAGCUGGGCAUUACCAACCAGAUCCUUUCUUGAGUUUGUAAUGUUUUCAAGAAUGUUUGUGGAUGCACUUGACUCAGAGUACUACGACGAGCAUCACCAAAGUGGGUAUUGCUACCUGAGUGCAACUAAGGAUAAGCACUGCUAUAGCAGGAUACUGGAGUUGCUUAUAAAUGUGUGGGCAUACCACAGCGGGAGAAGAAUGGUGUACGUGGACCCAAAGACAGGUGUGAUGGAAGAGCAGCACAAGGUGGAGGGGCGGAGAGGGAAAAUGUGGGUGAAAUGGUUCCAGCACAGCACGGUGAAGGCGCUGGACGAAGAGCUGGCAGAGGUGUCAGAUAGUGGUGGUGAUGAUGCCCCCAGAAAGCGGUGGCUAUGGCCAUCCACUGGAGAAGUGUUGUGGCAAGGAAUGCUGGAGAGGGAGAGGAACCAGAGGAAUAGGGAGAAGGAGAAGAGGAGGCAACAGAGCAGGGAUAAGAUCUCCAGGAUUAGGAGCCGGACCCACCAAAAGGUGAUUGGGAAAUACGUGAAGCCUCCGCCCGAGGAGGAGAAGCAGCAACAUACUACUAUUAUAAUUCCCAAAAACUCAACCCAAGAAAAAGAAGAAGAAGAAGAAGAAGAAGAAAAAGCUGCUUCUUCUUCUUCUUCUUCUGUACAGCAUCUGCUAUAGCCAGCCAGCAUUCAGUUCUCUCACUGUCUAAAGAUAUAUAUAGAAUGAAAUUAGAUUAGCUCC